Messenger RNA from Xiphophorus hellerii (green swordtail), 1170 nucleotides. RefSeq names its product collagen alpha-1(V) chain-like. The coding region runs from base 1 to 1170 and encodes 389 amino acids. Lineage: Eukaryota; Metazoa; Chordata; Actinopteri; Cyprinodontiformes; Poeciliidae. The record is from RefSeq and is a predicted model, not a curated record. The transcript has 2 exons.
AUGACGGUUCGCCUCCUGCGUCUCUGCCCACACUAUGUAUUCCUGACACAGAGGGACUCAGAUACAGGUCCCGACUCAGAGGACGGUCACGAGUCAGAGGCAGGUCAUGACUCAGAGGCUGGUCCCGACUCAGAGGCAGGUCCCGACUCGGAGGCAGGUCCUGACUCAGAAGCCGGUCCCGACUCGGAGGCAGGUCCCGACUCUGAGGCCGGUCCCGACUCUGAGGCAGGUCCCGACUCGGAGGCAGGUCCGCACUCGGAGGCAGGUCCUGACUCUGAGCCAGGUCCUGACACUGAGGUCGGUCCUGACUCUGAGGUCGGUAAUGACUCGGAAGUCGGUCCCGGCUCGGAGGCAGGUCCCGACUCAGAGGCCGGUCCAGACUCGGAGGCAGGUCCUGCCUCUGAGGACGGUCCCGACUCAGAGGUCAGUACUGACUCAGUGGUCGGUCCUGACUCUGGGGUCGGUCCAAACUCGGAGGUUGGUCCAAACUCGGAGGCCGGUCCUGACUCUGAGGCAGGUCCUGACACUGAGGCAGGUCCUGACUCUGAGGCCGGUCCCGACUCAGAGGUCAGUACUGACUCAGUGGUCGGUCCUGACUCUGAGGUCGGUCCCGACUCAGAGGUCAGUACUGACUCAGUGGUCGGUCCUGACUCUGAGGUCGGUCCCGACUCAGAGGUCAGUUCUGACUCAGUGGUCAGUCCUGACUCUGAGGUCGGCCCUGACACUGGGGUCGGUCCAAACUCGGAGGUUGGUCCAAACUCGGAGGCCGGUCCUGACACUGAGGCAGGUCCUGACUCUGAGGCCGGUCCCGACUCAGAGGUCAGUACUGACUCAGUGGUCGGUCCUGACUCUGAGGUCGGUCCCGACUCAGAGGUCAGUUCUGACUCAGUGGUCGGUCCUGACUCUGAGGUCGGCCCUGACACUGGGGUCAGUCCAAACUCGGAGGUUGGUCCAAACUCGGAGGCCGGUCCUGACACUGAGGCAGGUCCUGACUCUGAGGCAGGUUCUGACUCAGAGGCAGGUUCUGACUCAGAGGUCGGUCCAGACUCGGAGGCAGGUCCUGACUCUGAGGUCGGUCCACACUCGGAGUCCGGCCCUGACUCUGAGGCAGGUCCUGACUCUGAGGCCGGUCCCAACACUGAGGUUGGCUCUACGUCUGGUCCUCUGUAA